Messenger RNA from Fonsecaea erecta, 186 nucleotides. RefSeq lists its product as hypothetical. The transcript has 2 exons. Lineage: Eukaryota; Fungi; Ascomycota; Eurotiomycetes; Chaetothyriales; Herpotrichiellaceae. The coding region runs from base 1 to 186 and encodes 61 amino acids. The record is from RefSeq and is a predicted model, not a curated record.
AUGCCUCCCAAGCGCAUCACAGUCCAGCCCGCCCGGCGGUCUCAACCCAAGGGUUGGUUCGGUCAGAUGUAUCAUACAUUGACGUCUGAGGAGAAUGCCAGCGUCGCCAUCAGCAUUGCCAUGUUUGGAGCUGCCGUUGCCUUCUUCAACUCGGAGUGGAGCGAGAUGCUCCUGCCGGGAUUCUAA